This is a messenger RNA of Peniophora sp. CBMAI 1063, 1098 nucleotides long. The record is from the annotation of a GenBank genome assembly. Lineage: Eukaryota; Fungi; Basidiomycota; Agaricomycetes; Russulales; Peniophoraceae.
AUGCAGCAGCCUACUUUCGCCGGAGCGUACCGUCCAAGACGGAGUAACCACCGGGUCAACGGCACCCCACACCACCAUCGAUACUUGUCCCUCGACGUCUCCGCCUCAUCCUCACACUCGAGCGGCCCCGUUCCGCCCUCGCUGCCCCUUAGGUCCAGAUCAUCCUCCCCGGCGCCCUCCACCGUCAGGACACUGAAACCGUCGCUGAAGUCAUACAACACAUCUCCCGUCCUCCCCUCGGACGACUUCAGUCAUGUGCGCACUCGCUCAACCCCUGAGCCGCUGCGCAAAUCAGUACAGUUUAACGAAUCCGCGCUCGAAUCCGUCAGACUUUACCGUCCAACCGGCCGGCCGGCCCGCCUACUCAUCUCCUCCGCCGCUGCCUCGGACACGGAGACAGAAACUGAGUCUGAUGGCUCGCUGCUCCAACCCCCCAUCGCAUCGUGGACGCCGCUUGAGAUGGACUAUGCGCGCUCAACACCUGUCGGUCGCACAAUCCUACCUCAAGGAAGCAAUGUGUUACUCGAAUCACUUUCGCUUCCGCACGCUACCGGGCCCACCGUUGCACCCAUACUACGCGGCAUGGUGCUCGUUCGCAACGUAUCAUUCGAGAAGGAGGUUUCCGUACGCUUCACCCUCGACGGAUGGGAGACGAUUUCCGAGGUUCGUGGCACGUACGCUGGGCACGCCGCCCCAGAGGAAUUUCACCUGGACGUCGGCGGAGAGUCGUGGGAUCGCUUUCGUUUCUCGAUAUCGCUGCCGGACUCGCCGGACCGCACGCUGCAGCUCGCUGUACGCUUCAUCGCGUCUGGCCGGGGGGAAUGGUGGGACAGCAACGGUGGCACCAAUUACACGGUGGCGCUUCGGCGCGCACGGGCCCUCGCUGCACCGCUCAUUGGCUCAUCGGUCUCCCUCCCUGGUCCGCUCCCGAAACGCAAAGUCGGCGCAACAGCCCAACGUCGAGCAUCUGUCUCUGGAACGCCCUUGCAAGCCGUACAGGAGCAGGCUCACGCGAGUGGCGUAUUCGUCACUCCAUCGGGCUCGGCGUCGAGCAGAGUCAUAGUGCGGGCGAACAGGUCAUGGGCUUGGGCGAGGUGA